CAGUCAAAUUUGUUUUUUUUUGUUCGUCGCUAGCCCGAAAUGGAUAAUUGGUCACUGAGUGCUUAAGACCUUUAUUAAUUAAACAACUAUCAGUAUGCUUACAAGGACAAUAAUUUUUAUCUUGCCUCUUAUUACAUCAGACAUUUCUGUUUUAGCAAACAAUUACAAUGUAAGGAUUUCGACUGACGAUCCUAUUGUGAAGGGUGGUACUAUACAUUUUAUAGCCACGGUUUAUGAGGGAAAUGAUGUGUCUGAUAACACAAAUCUAAAAUUCUAUUGGGAUGACAAUGCUAUCCCACAACACUCAAGACAGACUGAUAUGAAAAAUGCCACCGAUUUGUGGGCGGUUACGUAUGAGGCGGACAAGUACGCCAUGGGGACCUAUAUCGUAAACGUGGUAGUGAAAAAUUGUUUAAUCGAAAUCGUCUGCUAUGAGGUCGCUUCUGCUCGCAGUUAUUUUGAUAUUACAGAAACCCUGAAUGGAAAGAUGCUUCUAGUUCAGAAGAACAAAACGAUAGACAAAGAUUUCGUCUCUAAUACGAGCACCGUCACCCACGAGAUAGAAUUAAAGGAAACCGACUGGGACUACAUUAAAAACGCGACGACAGUGCUUACGUAUUGGUUCAUAGACUGCACGUAUUACGGCAUCACCACCGACAUGAAAUUCCUUUUCAAUUACACGUCGCCGGGCGAGGAACACUCUCUGGAGGCUUUGGUGAUGGCCGAUUUCACCCCGCCACCCCCUACGACCACGGUGCCGCCCAGUACCACCACCACGAAACCCACUACCACCACCACAAAACCCACUACCACCACUAGUAAACCGACGACGACUACCAGUAAACCUACAAGUACCACGACCUCUACAACGGUUAAACCUAGUCCGGUGACUACCAAGGCUGGUGUUAGUACAGCGGCCUCGACUUCAAUCGCACCUAGUGUAAUUGCGAAAGCGUUGAGGAAGAGAAGUGUGAACACAAACGUUGACGUGAACCUUGUAAAUGGUCCCAAGAUCAUGACGGUUGUGAACGGGUCGAAAGUGCCAUAUAACGUCUCUUUUCCGUACGUGUGCAACGGCACGCAAGUGGCCACGGACUCCAAGAAAACUUAUGGGUACUUUUUCAGAAAAAUCGAAGUAAAAGCGCCCGUCGCGAAGGUCAACGUCACGGGCAACAACUGGAUCCAGCAUGGCGACUUGCUCAAACUGCGAGUCCAGUGUCGGGGUUCCAGGAACAUCGAGUAUUGCGUGGAAUACAAGACGGGAGCCUACAAUGUUACCGGCAACGAGACCUGUUAUCAGUAUAUUCCGUUGGACGCCUGCGAUUUUCAGAUCAACCGUUACUUGUCGGGUUCCAAGUACACCAUUCUCAUCAUCAUUAGGAACGAGGUCAGCAAGGUGGUGCAGCCCGUCGCGGUGACCUUCUAUGAAGUGACUACUCAACCGCAGUUGUCGGUUAUCGUGGUACCGGUCGCUUUCAGUCUGGUGGCUGUCGUCCUUAUCGUGUUUGGCAUCGCCUAUUACAUUCAGAAUCGGUCUAGAUUUGUCAUCGAGGUGGCCGACUUCAACUUCGGCCAGCAGUACAGCGACCUGGAGUACAAGACUUUCAGGGAACGGCUGAGGGACUCCAUAGUGAACGCCUUCACCCGCGGUCCCAGUCCCAGCUCCUCGGAGGUGCCAGUGUGGCCCCCGGGACGCAAGUACGGCAGUAUGACGUAGGAGGGUCCUUCGUAGUGCGACAGACCUAGUGAGAUUUAGCUUUUAUUAUCAUACAAUAGAUGAUAUAUUAUCGCCGUUAUCUUAAGUUGGGCCGUGGACGGUUUGCUUUCAGUAGUUUUUAAUUUUCCUUCGUUUCGAAUUGGAAGGCGGAAAUCGGGGGAAAUAUAAAAAUUGGCUAAAUGUAACGUUGUAAAAAAUGUAUAAAAUUUGUUUAGUUUCUAUUUUGUAAGUUUGGUUAACUUAGGAUUUUGUGAAAAUGUGAAUUCUCGAGGUGUAUUAAAUAUUGGUGAAGAUGUACUGGAAAAAUUUUUAUCUGCAUGUUUAGAGGUCGGGAAAAACACUAAUAUGUGCCAAUUUUUAUUUUUUUUUGCGAAAAUCGAGCAAUUUUCAUGAUCAUUUUUUUUUAAAUAAGAACUCGAUAGACUUACUUGUUUCAAUAUAUUUAUGAGUGGUGAUAUAUUACCCGCCGUUCGGAUAAUAGAAGCAAUUUUCCCCAGAAAACUUCUCAGUUUCGGGGAAAACACAUUUUAAUUGACAGCAAUAUUAAUUGAAACAAUGUUUACAGUAAACGUUCAAAUUUCAGAAAGGUUUUUCACUUCGUAAAUACCACUACAAGAAAAAUCAAGAGGCACCAGGUCUGGCGACCAGGCCGACCACUCUGUUUCACCGCGUUUUUCGAUCCGAUUAGAUUGUAAACAUCAAUGUUAAUC
Anoplophora glabripennis (Asian longhorned beetle) is the source of this 2427-nucleotide messenger RNA. Its product is annotated as mucin-5AC. The record is from RefSeq and is a predicted model, not a curated record. Lineage: Eukaryota; Metazoa; Arthropoda; Insecta; Coleoptera; Cerambycidae. Bases 95 to 1717 code for a protein of 540 amino acids. The transcript is spliced from 7 exons.